This is a messenger RNA of Callorhinchus milii (elephant shark), 1826 nucleotides long. It is a transcript of the gene cct5, whose product is annotated as chaperonin containing TCP1, subunit 5 (epsilon). Gene Ontology annotation, cellular component: chaperonin-containing T-complex. Gene Ontology annotation, molecular function: ATP binding; ATP hydrolysis activity; ATP-dependent protein folding chaperone. Gene Ontology annotation, biological process: protein folding. The record is from RefSeq and is marked provisional. NCBI's taxonomy places the organism in Eukaryota, Metazoa, Chordata, Chondrichthyes, Chimaeriformes, Callorhinchidae.
AGUCGGACACUCAUCGCCUGAGCGGAGCUGAGCGGCCAUCAUGUCGGCGAUGGGAACUCUCGCUUUCGAUGAAUAUGGCCGUCCCUUCAUCAUCCUUAAGGACCAAGACACCAAGUCCCGGCUCACAGGCCUGGAGGCGCUUAAGUCACAUAUCAUGGCAGCAAAGGCAGUGGGAUGCACAUUGAAGACAUCCCUAGGACCCAUGGGACUUGAUAAAAUGAUGGUCGACAAGGAUGGUGAAGUGACGAUCACUAAUGACGGGGCAACCAUUCUGAGUAUGAUGGAUGUGGAACAUCAAGUUGCCAAAUUGAUGGUGGAGCUGUCAAAAUCUCAAGAUGAUGAAAUCGGUGAUGGAACCACCGGUGUAGUUGUUUUAGCUGGUGCCUUGUUGGAACAAGCAGAAGGUCUACUGGAUCGUGGUAUCCAUCCCAUACGUAUUGCUGAUGGUUAUGAGCAGGCUGCCCAUAUUGCUAUUGAACAUCUGGACAAGAUUAGUGACAGUUUCCCUGUUGAUCCAGACAAAAAAGAGCCCCUGAUCCAAACUGCUAUGACAACACUUGGAUCUAAAAUUAUUAACCGUUGCCAUAGGCAAAUGGCAGAAAUAGCAGUGAAUGCUGUCCUAGCAGUAGCUGAUAUGGAGCGCAGGGAUGUAGACUUUGAGCUGAUGAAGGUGGAAGGUAAAGUGGGUGGAAAACUGGAGGACACACAGUUGAUUAAAGGAGUUGUUGUGGACAAAGAAUUCAGCCACCCACAAAUGCCAAAGGUUGUGAAAGAUGCAAAGCUUGCCAUUUUGACAUGCCCAUUUGAACCACCAAAACCUAAAACCAAACAUAAGCUUGACGUGACUUCUGUGGAAGACUACAGAGCGUUACAAAAAUAUGAAAAAGAAAAAUUUGAAGAGAUGGUCCGUCAGGUAAAAGAGACUGGUGCUAACCUGGCUAUUUGCCAGUGGGGAUUUGAUGAUGAAGCAAACCAUUUGCUUCUCCAAAAUGAGCUGCCUGCAAUACGCUGGGUCGGUGGACCUGAAAUUGAGCUGAUUGCCAUCGCCACUGGAGGUCGCAUUGUUCCGCGGUUUUCUGAACUUACAGCAGAGAAACUGGGCUCCGCUGGUAUUGUCAAAGAAAUGACUUUUGGAACCACCAAGGAUAGGAUGCUUGUGAUUGAAGAGUGCCAGAACUCCAGGGCAGUGACCGUUUUCAUCAGGGGUGGAAACAAAAUGAUCAUUGAAGAAGCAAAGCGAGCGCUUCACGAUGCUUUGUGUGUAAUCCGCAACCUUGUCAAAGAUAAUCGCAUUGUAUACGGUGGCGGUGCUUCUGAGAUUGCUUGUGCUUUGGCUGUUAAUGAGGCAGCAGAUAAGUGUCCCACUUUGGAGCAGUAUGCUAUGAGAGCUUUCGCUGAUGCCUUGGAAGUGAUUCCAAUGGCACUGGCUGAGAACAGUGGCUUUAGUCCAAUCCAGACCAUGACAGAAGUAAGAGCUAGACAGGUGAAGGAGAACAACUCUGCACUGGGUAUAGAUUGCUUACACAAGGGCACAUACGAUAUGAAAAAGCAACACGUCAUAGAGACUCUCAUUGGAAAGAAGCAGCAGAUCUCUUUGGCUAAUCAGGUGGUGAAAAUGAUAUUGAAAAUUGAUGAUAUCCGCUCACCUGGAGAAACACAUGAGUAGACGGGAGGAGACGAGGAAGUACUGAUAGCAGAUUUAAUGUGCAGAACAGUUUCUGUUGACGAUUCUGUAUUCGGUUUUCUGUUCAGUUAUUUAUUUUUGCAUUGCCUUGUAGGCUCAGUGUAUUAGAAAGGCUGAAAAAUAAAAGCUCACUUGGACCAUU